Penicillium olsonii is the source of this 1716-nucleotide messenger RNA. The record is from the annotation of a GenBank genome assembly. Lineage: Eukaryota; Fungi; Ascomycota; Eurotiomycetes; Eurotiales; Aspergillaceae.
AUGAAUCAACCCUCUGCCAGAGCUACGAGCGACCCCUACUUUGACCUCGGAACAUGGGGGCGCAAAGUCAGCACACAUUCCCAGGAGGCGCAGACCUGGUUCAAUCGAGCGCUGGUUUGGACAUAUUGCUUCAAUCACGAUGAAGCGAUCACCUGUUACAAGCAAGCGAUCGCGCACGACGAAAGCUGCGCCAUGGCCUAUUGGGGGAUAUCCUUCUGCUCUGGCUCCAACUACAACAAAACAUGGGCGUUAUUCGACGAACGAGACCGAAUUAACGCAAUCCGACAAUGUUACAUAUACUCCCAGGAAUCUUUGAAAUGGGUGGACAACGCAUCAGACUGGGAGCGGGCGAUCAUCAACGCCCAUGCCGUGCGGUACCCUGACGAUAACCCAGGGAGGGAUCUAGGCGGGUGCAGCAGGGCCUACGCAGACGCCAUGAGAGACGUAUAUACAAAAUUCGGUCGCGACGACUUCGAUAUCAUCACCCUCUUUGCAGACGCGUUAAUGAACUGUGCCCCACGAAAGCUUUACGACGCAUGUACCGGUCUCCCGAUCGCCACAUCACCGGUCUUUGAAGUGAAGGCGCUGUUGGAGGGGGCCUUGAAAAUGCCAGGUGUCGAUCGCCAUCCCGGCCCUGCGCAUAUGUAUAUCCACCUGAUGGAGAUGUCGGCGACCCCCGAGGCAGCGCUGCCGGCGGCGGAAAUGAUUCGAGAAAUAUUCCCCGACACCGGGCACACCUUUCACAUGCCAGCGCAUAUUGAUGUCCUCGUGGGCGACUAUCGACGGGCAGUGGAAUAUAAUUAUAAGGCGACUCUUGCGGACGACAAAUACUUCCAACAUAAUGGCGGCUUGACCUUCUAUAGCUAUUAUCGCCUACACGACUACCAUUCCCUGAUCUACGCUGCGAUGCUGGGCGGAAUGUCCAAGGCCGCACUCUCGGCCACGGAGCGAAUGGAAGCAACGAUAACCGAAGAGAUUCUGCGAGUGGAAACGCCUGCGCUUGCGAACUGGAUGGAAUUCUUCAAGGCCGUGAGAGUCCAUGUCCUCAUCCGAUUCGGAAUGUGGGAAGACCUCAAGAAGCUGGAUCCGCCCGAGGAUAAAGAGCUUUACUGCGUCACCAACGUCAUGAGGCACUAUGGAAAGGCCAUUGCAUACGCAGCCACAGGUCAAAUCGAAGAAGCGGACAAAGAGCGUGAACUCUUCAAGAUUGCCUCGAGACUCGUCCCUCCCACUCGUCUGGACUUCCCCAAUAAAAUCACCGACAUCCUCAAAGUCGCAUCUGCAAUGCUAGAUGGCGAGAUCGAGUACCGUCGUGCGAACUACGAUGUCGCAUUCAGGAGACUAGCAGAUGCAGUGGCAUUUGAAGACGAGUUACCCUUCGCAGAGCCGUGGGGAUGGAUGCUUCCGGCACGACAUGCCUACGCUGCACUUUCUUUGGAACAGGGUCGCGUCGAGCAGGCGGCACAGGCGUAUGCGGAGGAUCUGGGGCUCUACCAUACACCCAAACGCGCGCAUCAACAUCCCAACAACGUUUGGGCGCUUCAUGGGUAUCACGAGUGUCUGGAGCUCUUGGGUCGGCAUGCGGAGGCGAAUAUUAUCAAGAAGCAAUUGUCUCUGGCUUUGGUUGGUGCAGAUGUGGAGAUCACAUCUUCGUGCUUCUGCAGACUUGGUAAUAUUCCGUCGUGUUGUGGAAAGCCAGCCUUAAACGGCACAUAG